CGCGAGAAGCGACUGGGUUUUGACCAGAAGAAAAACAUAAACGGCCUCCAUUGGGUCGUCAUGCCGAGAGGAGAACAUUUAAGACAACAAGUUAACAACUUUCGUCCUUCAACAGUUUUCCCAGGCGGUUUGUGUUUUUGUUACUUAAAUCGGUACUUUGCUAGGUAGCAGCAGCUAACGCUAGCCUUUAGAUCAUGUUAGGACCAAAGGCUGUUAGCAUGGCAGCAGCCUCCGGAGGGAAGGUCAGGUCUUUGGUCUCUGUAAGCCGAAGAUUGUCGACCCAGCAGCCUAGCUCAUCGGAUUUUCCCCCUGGCAGCCAGUCAUUAGCAACCCCGGAGCGCAGACCCAGGAAAGACCCAAGCAGCUGCUCGGUGCUCCUCUUCCCCGGGCAGGGGAGCCAGUUUGCCGGCAUGUGCAGAGGACUCCUAAAGUACCCCAACGUGAGAGAAAUGUUCGCAGCUGCCCAAAAGAUCCUCGGUUACGACCUCCUGUCUCUGUGCCUGGAGGGUCCCGAUGGGGAGCUGCGGAAGACGGUCCACUGCCAGCCGGCGGUGUUUGUCUCCUCCCUGGCUGCUGUGGAGAGGCUGCACCAUGAAAACCCAAAGGCCAUCGAGAGCUGUGCUGCUGCUGCAGGCUUUAGCGUUGGAGAAUUUGCUGCUCUGGUAUUUUCUGGUGCCAUGAACUUUUCAGAAGCUCUUUAUGCAGUGAAGGUGCGUGCGGAGGCCAUGCAGAAAGCAUCUGAACUGGUUCCCAGCGGGAUGCUGUCAGUCAUCGGUAAACCUCAGGCUCAGUACAAACACGCCUGUCUGCAGGCUAAAGAGCACUGCAGGAGUCUGGGGAUCCGGGAGCCUGUUUGUUCCGUGGCCAACUAUUUAUUCCCCGAUGGGCGGGUCAUUGCAGGGCAUCAGCAGGCUCUGGACUUUCUCCAGGAGAACGCACGGCGUUUACAUUUCACGAGGACCAAACUUCUACCUGUUAGCGGUGCUUUCCACACCGAGCUGAUGGAGCCAGCCACCGAGCCCCUAAGAGAGGUGCUGAGACAGGUGGAGGUGCGCCAACCCGAGAUCAGAGUGCACUCCAACGUGGACGGAAAACGCUACAUGAAUCCGAGCCACGUGCGCACGCAGCUGGUGAAGCAGGUGACGCUGCCCGUGAAGUGGGAGCAGUCUCUGCACGAGAUCUACGAGAGGACGCAGGGGAAGAGUUUCCCCAAGACCUACGAGGUCGGGCCAGGGAGGCAGCUGGGCGCCACGCUUAAAAAGUGCAACCGGAAGGCCUUUCAACUGUACACACCCGUAGAAGUCGUCGCGACAGAGGAAUGAUCACGGAGAAAUCCGGACUCGAGAACUGUUGAAAAAUCUUUUUGAAACAUGGAUGCUGUCAGUGUUUAAAGAUCUUUUUUAACCAA
Molecule: messenger RNA, 1408 nt
Organism: Nothobranchius furzeri (turquoise killifish)
Lineage: Eukaryota; Metazoa; Chordata; Actinopteri; Cyprinodontiformes; Nothobranchiidae
Gene: mcat
Product: malonyl CoA:ACP acyltransferase (mitochondrial)
Molecular function (GO): transferase activity
Source: RefSeq, a predicted model, not a curated record